Messenger RNA from Scomber japonicus (chub mackerel), 1799 nucleotides. It is a transcript of the gene leng1, whose product is annotated as leukocyte receptor cluster (LRC) member 1. Bases 408 to 1229 code for a protein of 273 amino acids. NCBI's taxonomy places the organism in Eukaryota, Metazoa, Chordata, Actinopteri, Scombriformes, Scombridae. The record is from RefSeq and is a predicted model, not a curated record. The transcript is spliced from 4 exons.
AGAGCAACUCACCUCUCAGCAAGUCAGUGAGAGGAAUUUUCAUCUCAUCUUGUAAUGUAGACUUGUUAAAAUGUACAGUUUAUUGUGAGGGAGCAAGUUAAAUGUAUCUUUGCUGCCCUGACGUUGAUAGGUGAAAAGUAAGUUAGCUUCUACUUGCAGUGAAGGAACGACUUUUGCUAGCUAACACCUAAAUAUUGUAUGUAUUUUCACUUUUUUACAUUCUUAAACAGUACUUAGGUAAUAUUCAGCUCUACUAACUUCCCUUUACUACAUUCUUAAUUGUAUUUAUGAUCACACAACUUUCGUUUUCUGCCUGUGCUUGCUUGCUCAUUCCUACUUCAGUUGACGCUAGCCUUGCUCAGCUAGUUAGCAGCUAACUUACAGUAGCAACAGUCGCCAAGGCAACCAUGAACAUCCUUCCGAAGAAGAGCUGGCACGUCCGCAACAAAGACAACGUCGCACGCGUUCGGAGGGACGAAGCUCAAGCAGCUGAGGAGGAGCGCGAGGCUAAGCGUCGCGUGGAGCGUGCAGAGCAGGAGGCACGUACAGAGUAUCUGAGAAGGAAAUCUCGAGCUGCUCUCGAGUCAGCAGGAGGAAGCAGGGAUGAUGAAGAAGAUGAACAGAGCAGAGGGAGUGGAGCUCUGGAGCAUCUCAAUCUUUUUCCUCUGGAAGACUCUUCAGAGAAGAAGGGGAAUGAGGAGUAUCUCAAAGAAAAGAAAGAGGAAAAGGAGAAACAGGAACGUGCCAUUGGCUUACUGGUGUCUCUGGGACCCCAGCCAGGGUCUGAGGUCACUCCGUGGUACAUGAAAACCGGCGAAGAAAAAGAAGAGAAGAGAGAAACAGAAAAGAGGAAGGGAGUAAGUGAAGAGGAGAAAGAGAAGAAGGACCGUAGAUUGAAAGAUAGUUUGGACCCUUUGAAAGAUAUGAAGAAAGGUCUCGGUGUGAAACCGCACAAGAGCAAGAAAAAGGAUAAAAGAGACAGAGGGGAGAAGAGGAGCAGUGGAGAGAGCUCCAUUGAAAGGUUGCGUGCUGAGCGUUUACAGAGAGAGGCUGAAGAAAGGAGGAAAACCCAAGCCCUUAUCGAUCAGAGGAGCGGCAAAGGGAAAGAUUCAGGCAAGGAGGUGCAGGAACGGGACAUGCCGUACAACAGCGCCUUCUUCCCAGAACUUGCCCGAAAGCGUCAAAGGCGGGAUCGAGACAGCUGGAGAGAUGAAAUUUUAAAAUCGUGAUAAUGUGUUUCUUUCGUCGCCUCUGAAAUUUAAACUGAGACAGCGAGAGGUGUUAAUCUGCAAAUGCUGGAAGAAGAUAUGAAAUCCUAAAAAAAAAAAGAAGGUAACAGAAAGUAGGUAAAGAGCCAGAUUGCGAACAUGGUUGUGACCUGGUCGUGGUAUUGUCAGGAUAUUGAUAAUGAGGCAGCUUGUAGGCCCCAUUUCUGUCCUCUCUGGUCAGGUUCUGCUGCAGCUACUUCACCCCCUGCAACAUGUCACACACGAACACAUCAGCGGGGCAGAUUAUCGCCAUCACAGGGGGGCUUGAACCCAGACUGUCAGCAAAUACAUACCCAAUGAAAAGAUGAUAGCGUGAUAUGAAUAAUUGUGAAAAAAAACAAACCAAUGUGUGGUAAAUUAAGUAGGAAAUAAGCUCACUGUUAUAUAUUACAGGCAUGUAAAGGUUGAUGGUGUUACAGGUAAACCAUUCAUAUUUUUUCUCAAAGAAAAGUCUGAAAGUAAUUUGUGCAUUUUAUUUAAUACAGUUUUUGUCUAAUUAAGGUAAAAUAAUAAAUCUGAUGAGACAAAGUC